AUGCAGAUCUAUGAAGCGACUGACGGUCGGCUGUGCUCGCAGGAGGCGAAGCAAGUGACUGCGGGGCCGGUGCCCGCGUCCACGUGGAACCCCCCGCGGGAGCCGCAGCUGCUGGCGGACCGGCGCGCGGCGAACCGGCAGGCGGCGCAGCAGCUGCUGGAGCAGGCGCGGGCCGGCGCCUUCCGCUGCGCCGCCACCGGCGCCGCCAAGUCGGAGCGCUACUGGCGCCGGCUGCAGCAGCUGCAGCAGGAGCGCGUCGAGCAGCUGCGGCCGCGGCAGCCCGCCAGGCGCCCGCCGCCCACCGACAAGGUCACGUCUGCACGGUCUGGCCGCUCGCCGGGCCUACUGGACUCGUCUCGCAGUCUGUCAAGGACGGACAGGCAGAACUUAAAAACUGUUCAGCUGAACAAGAAUCUCGGCCUGUUGACUUACAGGGGUUUCUACAGGCCAGCAAGCUUUCCAGUGAAGAUGAAUGCCGCAACCAUACUGCGUGAAGGAGCACGCUUCCUCAGGGACGAAGAACAACAAAUACAAAGGCUGCGCGCCGUCGCGGCCGGUCUAGCGGAUCCCGCAGAGGUAGAGCGCCUGCUGGCGGAGGAGGCGCGCUGCCUGAUGGAACAGCAGCUGGCCGACAUCGAGCGCAAACACCUGCAGGGGCUGCUGAGCCGCGAGGAGGCUGCGCUCGCCAGGCAGGCCGUGCUGCAGCGCAACCGCGAGGCCCACCAGCGCUGCCUCCAGGAGAGUGAGGAGCUGUCAGUGAUGCUGGAACAAAUGCGGGAGGAGGAGCUGCUGAGGGCGCAGCAGAUGGCGGAGAAGAGCCGCGCCGUGCAGCAGGCGGCGCGCGAGGCGCAGCAGCAGCUCCAGAGCCGUAGGCACGCCGCAGUUCAAGAAAUGAACGAAGAAACUAGAGCUAUGCUAGAGAAAGCACUGAAGGAGCGCGAGGAGGAACUGCGGCAGCGCGAGGCGCUGAUCCGGGAGGUGCGCGCGCUGCAGCAGGUGCGCGCCGCCUGCGCACGCGCAGAAGCCGAGGAGCGACGACGCGACGACGCCACCACCGCAGGCCUGGGCCUGCUCUGCGAGAUGUCCAUCGCGGAGCUGCGUGAGCGGCUGCAGCUGCUGCGUGAAGAACUGGAGGAGGAGCUACAGCUGCGGCAGCGGCGGGCGCGGGAUCAGCGCCACGACCACGACGCCCUGCUGCAGCACACGCAGCGCUUCGUGCAGCAGCGCCGCUCCGAGUUGAGAUCCGUACCGAAACCACAGAAGCAGGAGCUGAAAGUUCCAGACACAGAAGAACUAGAAGCACUGAGGAAGAAACUAGCAGAGAAACGUGAGCUGCGAAAGAAAAUGGAAGCUGCAGAGAAACUUAGCAGUAACACCUCGUCCUCGGCACACAGUGUCGAAGAACAGAGUUGUUCUCAAAUUGAAGAACAGAGUUAUUCUCAAAUUCAGCUGGAAGUAAAUAGUACUCAUGCCUGAAUUUUUUUUCAGCAUCUUAGUCCUUUGUGACUGGCAAUCACAAAAAUAUGGAGAAAGAAUUAUGCCGAAUAU
This is a messenger RNA of Schistocerca nitens (vagrant locust), 1548 nucleotides long. RefSeq names its product cilia- and flagella-associated protein 99-like. Lineage: Eukaryota; Metazoa; Arthropoda; Insecta; Orthoptera; Acrididae. The record is from RefSeq and is a predicted model, not a curated record. Bases 1 to 1476 code for a protein of 491 amino acids. The transcript has 8 exons.